AUGGGCGCCGAACUCCUGAUCGAGACCCUCGCCGGUCUGGCAGCCGGGCGCCUUUCCCCCCGUCGUCAGGACGAUGGCCACGCGACCUUCGCUCCGCGGGUGCAAAAGGCCGACGCAGCUCUCGAUUGGGAGCUCGCAGCUCCCGCGCUGGCGAACCGUAUCCGCGCCUUCUCUCCGGCCCCGGUGGCCUUUACCGCGCUUGCCGGAGACGCGGAGGAGGGGAAGGGCGAGCUCCUCCGGAUUCACCGAGCGGCGGCCGACAUCGGUACGCCCCCGGCGAACGGGUUUACCCCGGGCUCUUUCCGGAUCGCGGGUUCCCGGCGCGCUCCCCGCCUGGCGGUCACCUGUGGCGAAGGCAGCACCCUGUGGCCCCUGGACGUGCAGGCGGCAGGCCGACGGCGCAUGCCCAUCGAGGAUUUCCUCCGCGGCAGAGUCCUCGCGGCACCGAUCGGAGAGCAGGGGACACCCGUCGGCCGUUUUCUCGGAGCCGCGCAGGCGGCGCGCCUGGCGGAGGCGCAAUAG
This is a messenger RNA of Geodia barretti, 522 nucleotides long. NCBI's taxonomy places the organism in Eukaryota, Metazoa, Porifera, Demospongiae, Tetractinellida, Geodiidae. The record is from the annotation of a GenBank genome assembly.